Molecule: messenger RNA, 1008 nt
Organism: Sclerotinia borealis F-4128
Lineage: Eukaryota; Fungi; Ascomycota; Leotiomycetes; Helotiales; Sclerotiniaceae
Source: the annotation of a GenBank genome assembly
AUGGGUAUCAAUUCCGCCUUGGUACUUGAUGGUACUUGGAAGGAUUGUACUCUGUACAAGAUAGGUGUGGAGACUGGAGUUGAAGUUGGAGGUACAUGGGUGGAGUUGAGGAUAUAUAUAGAGGUCCCAAAAGACGAAGACAUAGUCUUCGUCGAUCGCCGCGCCCCCCGCCGCAUAUCCCACCAAAUCGUCCGCGAAAGACGUCCUUCCCAUUCCCGCCCCGUCUCCCGCAUCUCGGAAACGGUCAUAAGACAACAUGGUCACCACCGACCCUCUACCUCCAUGUCCGAAAUCCACCGGCAUUCAAGCUCCAUGUCAGAAAUCCACCGUGCUCCACCAAGUCAUCGACAUUCUACCUCGGUGACGGAAAUCCACCAUUUUCCUGCUCCCCCGACUCCAGAACCAGCCAUUCUUGUUCCCAUACCUACAAUUGUUACUUCAUCACAUCCUUCAGCUACGAUGGGAUAUCCCCCGCCUCCUAUGUCGGCGGCGCCUUCUCCGCCACAUCCAUAUAUACCACCCCCCUCACCCUCUAUCAUGCCCGCGAGCCCAAUGCCUUCAUAUCGCGAUUUAUCACUCCCUCGAGUGCCGACACUUCCAGAUGAAAGCAGGAUUGAAUUGAUAGAAGUAGAGGAGGAACAUUGGCCGCCGCGUUCGCGUUCGCAUUCGCAUUCUCGUGGGAGAUCGAGUCCAAACGCAAGCGCAAGUGUGAGCGUGAGCCAUGUGUCAAGGAGGAAAAGCAAGAGGGGGAGUGUUACGAAUAGGGAUAAUAGGGAGAGGGAAAGGGAGAGGGGUGCGGAGAGAGACGAUACUUAUAUACAGCGGGAUCGCAUUGUUGAGCGAGGUGCGCCGUCGCCGCAUCAUCCUCCAAGUCCGAAUUCGUAUGGUGAGAGAGGAGGUAGGGGAAGUAGAGGGAGUGAAACACAGGAGCCUGUGCAGAGUGGUUAUCGUACUGUAGAGGGUACGGGAUGGGAUGAUAGGAAUCGGAGACCGAAUAGAGGGAGAUGA